AUGACUACACAUAAGGCACAAGGUCAGACAAUGGACUCCGCAAUUGUUGAUAUCGAGUCUUGUCACGGGACUGAGGCUCCUUAUGUUAUGAUCUCUCGUGUCAAGACACUCGAUGGUCUUCUUAUACUUCGACCAUUCCAGCUGAAGAAAAUACAAUGCCGCCAAUCUCAAGACAAUAGAGUCGAACAGCAAAGGCUA
This is a messenger RNA of Lentinula edodes (shiitake mushroom), 198 nucleotides long. RefSeq lists its product as uncharacterized. NCBI's taxonomy places the organism in Eukaryota, Fungi, Basidiomycota, Agaricomycetes, Agaricales, Omphalotaceae. The transcript has a single exon. The annotation marks the transcript as partial. The record is from RefSeq and is a predicted model, not a curated record.